AAUAAGCCAUUGUCUGUUCAAGUAAAUGUUGCACUCUCACUACUCAUCUCAACAAGAUAAGAGUUAAUUUAAUGCAGAAUCUCCGAAACUGAGAUGCGACGAUCGAAGUAGCCGGGGUUAUUAUUAUACCAAGCGUGCGUAGCGGAGCGAAAAUCUGCUGACUCAUCGACAACAGUGAGGAGGCCGGGUGCAACGCGUUCAUAAAAACGAUCACACGCGCAAUUAGUUUGGAAUCAUAGCUAGUAGAAAUUGACUUGGGUCGAAGCGUUGAUUUCAUAUGAUGAGUAGGUACAAAAUAGAUGGUCAAUACUAUUUUCAUAAAUAGUUUAUUGAUAUUUAUAGGCGCUAUUAUACAAUCGAACAAGCCACAAAAUAAGAAAGCCAAGGUGAAACAUUGUCUACCGUCAACUCGUACAAUAUUGCAGGCUGCUUUGAUGUGUUAAGCACUGGUGAAAUCGACAGAAAACUUCCGAGCCUUCUUUGUUCUGAAAGCAAGAAUUCUUUCGAUGAAACCCAACGCACAGUAUUUCUAAACAAUUGACAGCUACAACACCUACGCAGACGUGCCCUGCUAGCAGACCUGUUUCUUAGUUUUGAUAGGCUUGAAAGGUUUGCUUUUAAUUACUUUUUCUUCACUUUCUUCUCACCUGUUGCAUCGGACACGAGCCAGGCGAAUGCUUUUAUAAGCUUCCACUCUUCAUCUGAAAAAUAAACUCUCUCAGCUAACGGUAUAGUGGUCGGAAAGAAAGUUUUUUGACACUAGUAUCAGUUCGGCCGCUGAAAUAAACUGAUUACUGGGAAUUAUUUCGCUUCAGAAAAAGGUGAAUAGUUAUCGGAAAAAUAUCACAAUGGCGGCCGCAAUUUUGGACAACCUGGACACGGAACUGUUUCGGACGUACGCCUUCUGGAGUGUUAUAUUGGUGCUGAAAAUGCUGGCCCUGUCCCAGCUGACCAGUCUGACGAGAGUGCGCAAGAAGGUCUUCGCCAACCGUGAGGACGCCGCAACGAUCAGCCCCACAUUGAAGCCAAAAUUUGACGAUCCACACGUGGAACGAGUACGCAGAGCCCACCGCAAUGACCUUGAGAACAUACUGCCCUUCUUUCUGGUGGCCUUCCUGUAUCUGCUAACCCGGCCGGAUCCCGCGCUGGCAGCCAACCUGAUCCGGGUGGCGGCAGUUGGCCGCAUUGUCCACAGCAUCGUGUACGCCGUGAUCGUACUGCCACAACCGGCACGCCUACUGAGCUACGCCGUUACCCAGCUGGUGAUGGCAUUUAUGGCCGUUAAGUGUAUUUGGUUUUUUCUGUGAAUGACCAUCCGAAUGCCGGUGAAUCACUAGUAAUUGUUCGUCUCUAGGUGUUGAAACAUGAGACAAUAUAUGUAGUUUGGGUGCGAAUCGAACUUUGGACUUUCAAUAUUAUUUUUCAGUUGUCAUGUUAUGGUGUAAAUUGUUGAACGAAAGAAAAAAAAUGUUAGAAAUCGCUAAUGAUCUCUAAUAAUAGGUAUCAGUGUCCAGCAAGUAACUGAUUAGUUGGGGAGUAGUGUUUACCCGGCAGCUUUCAACGAAAUAAUUACAUAGCUGUACAGUUCAAUGAGUCACUCGUUUCUAGUUUCGCGUGUGGGUGACUCAAGCAAUCAUUCGAUGAUAACGUUUUCCACGUAAGUUAUAUCUGGAAGAGAAAUUCUUUA
Messenger RNA from Topomyia yanbarensis, 1687 nucleotides. Its product is annotated as microsomal glutathione S-transferase 1-like. Lineage: Eukaryota; Metazoa; Arthropoda; Insecta; Diptera; Culicidae. The coding region runs from base 849 to 1307 and encodes 152 amino acids. The transcript is spliced from 3 exons. Gene Ontology annotation, cellular component: membrane. The record is from RefSeq and is a predicted model, not a curated record.